AUAUCACCAAUAUGUAAUUAAAGUUCAAUUUACCUCCUCGGUUACCGUCCCAUCAAAUUUGAUAGGCCUCCGGAUGGGCUCAUCCAUUUUUCAUAGGAGAAGUAACUUGAGUGGUUAAAACUUAAAAAAACUCAUCUACUCCGUAGUCCGUACCAUACUUAAACAAGAAAGUGGUGUCCAACCAAUCCCACCCCUUAUUUCUUCCCAAUUCCCCAUUGGUCCGGCCCCACCUACACAAAUCCAUCUCUUUAUAAUCACUCUCCCCACCGCUCUCCCCUUCCUCAGAGCUCAGCUCUGUUCAACAAUGGCGUUCCCGCCGGCGCCCGAGACCAGCACAAAGAUGGAGCGCUACAACAGCUACAUCAGAAGAGUGAGUAGCGCCAAGCUCAUAGCCGCUUCUUCCAAGUUGCUCUUUAGAGCCACCCUCUUUCUGGCUCUCAUUCUCCUGUUCUUCUUCACCGUCAACCACCCCCCGCUCUCCGAUGGCUCCGGCAAGGGUUCCCGCCGCGGCUCGAUUCACACCACCGCGCAUAAUCUCCUGUCGGCGACGUUUUACCGGGCGGCGUCGUGGGAGAAGCAGAUCCGUCACUCGGCAACACCGCGCCGGUCGAACGGGAUGUCCGUUCUUGUCACCGGCGCGGCGGGGUUCGUCGGGUCCCAUUGUUCUCUGGCUUUAAAGAAGCGAGGGGACGGGGUUUUGGGCCUGGACAAUUUUAACCCGUAUUAUGACCCGUCUUUGAAGCGGGCCCGCCAGAAGCUUCUAGCACAGCACCAGAUAUUCGUCGUGGAAGGGGAUCUAAACGACGUCGAGUUGCUCACGAAGUUAUACGACGUCGUUCCCUUCAGCCACGUCCUCCACCUCGCCGCGCAAGCCGGCGUCCGUUACGCGAUGGAGAACCCUCUCUCUUACGUCAGCUCCAAUAUCGCCGGGUUCGUGAACCUUCUGGAAGUUUCCAAGGCCGCCGACCCUCAGCCGGCGAUCGUGUGGGCGUCUUCGAGCUCCGUCUACGGGCUCAACACGAAAGUCCCGUUCUCGGAGAACCACCGGACGGAUCAGCCGGCGAGCCUCUACGCCGCCACGAAAAAAGCCGGCGAGGAAAUCGCGCACACGUACAACCACAUCUACGGCCUGUCGUUGACCGGCCUGAGAUUCUUCACCGUCUACGGGCCGUGGGGCCGGCCGGACAUGGCGUAUUUCUUCUUCACCAAGGAUAUCAUCCAGGGGAAGCCGAUCAACGUGUACGUGGCGCAGGACGACAAGGAGGUGGCGCGUGACUUCACGUACAUCGACGACGUCGUGAAGGGGUGCAUCGGGGCGCUGGACACGGCGGAGAAGAGCACCGGGAGCGGCGGAAAGAAGAGAGCGCCGGCGCAAUUGAGGGUCUACAAUCUCGGGAACACGUCGCCGGUGUCGGUGGGGAAGCUGGUGGCAAUUCUGGAAAACCUGUUGAAUGUCAAGGCCAAAAAGAACGUGAUCAAGAUGCCCCGAAACGGCGACGUUCCGUUCACCCACGCUAACGUGAGCCUGGCCUACAAGGAUUUCGGGUACAAGCCCACGACCGAUCUGUCGUCCGGGUUGAAGAAGUUCGUUAAGUGGUACCUUAGUUAUUACGGCACACAGUCAAGGGUAAGAAAGGAAAUAAACACCAGCCACGAGCGGUCCCAUGAUUAACCUAUGGGCCCCAGCUCCCUUGUUUUUUGUGACUAAGUUAAUCUGUACUAUAAUUUAUAUUUUCCUGCAGAAUAUUUUUAAAAUGUAUUUUGAAUUUCAUGUACAAAAAAAGAAAAAUAAAUAUUUCCACAGUACAAAUGAAGAAAUAUGGUGUGAUUUUGUUGAAGGGUUUGUUUAGGUAAUUGUGAUAUUUUACAUAAAUAUACAAAGUACAAUGUGUACAAAAAUGGUGCAAAUCAAAUUUUAGUAGUAAAAUGUCAAUGUUUGU
Cuscuta campestris is the source of this 1940-nucleotide messenger RNA. The record is from the annotation of a GenBank genome assembly. Lineage: Eukaryota; Viridiplantae; Streptophyta; Magnoliopsida; Solanales; Convolvulaceae.